GAGCAGAUCUCUGUAAUGCCUGGCCUGGUUCAUGCCCACCUGUCUGUCCCUGCCCAGAUCCUGCACUGUGUGCUUGGCACGGAACCCAGAAAGUCUAAAGCAAAGCCCAAUGGAAAGAAGCCUGCUGCCGAGGAGAAGAAGAUGUACCUGGAGCCAGAGUACACCAAGUCCAGAAUCACCGACAUCGGCUUCAAGGAGCUGGUGGUGCUGCCCCGGGAGAUCGACCUCAACGAGUGGCUGGCCAGCAACACCACCACGUUUUUCCAUCACGUCAACCUACAGUACAGCACCAUCUCAGAGUUCUGCACGGGAGAGGCCUGCCAGACGAUGGCCGUGUGCAACACACAGUACUACUGGUACGAUGAGCGGGGGAAGAAGGUCAAGUGCACUGCUCCCCAGUAUGUCGAUUUUGUCAUGAGCUCCGUGCAGAAGCUGGUGACCGACGAGGAUGUGUUCCCCACGAAAUACGGCAGAGAAUUCCCCAGCUCCUUCGAGUCUCUGGUGAAGAAGAUCUGCAAGUACCUGUUCCACGUGUUGGCGCACAUCUACUGGUCCCACUUCAAGGAGACCCUGGCCCUUGAGCUGCACGGACACUUGAACACCCUCUACGUCCACUUCAUUCUCUUCGCCAGGGAGUUCAACCUGCUCGACCCCAAAGACACCGCCGUCAUGGACGACCUCACGGAGGUGCUGUGCAGCGGCGGGGGCGGGGGGGAGGGGGCCAGCAGCGGGGGUGCGGGGGCACAGAACCACGGGAAGGAGAGGUGAGCCCCCGGCCGGACAGGCGCGCACCUGUGCAGAGAGACGGUGGUGCGUGUGCCUGUGUGUGUGCGCACACGCACCGGGCACGCGCGGCGGGAGGCCUGAGAGGUUGCCGCUGCCCCCCACCCGGCCCGGGCGCGCUGAGUGUGGGCUCCCCAGACGCUGGCAGGCCGUGCAUCGGACCGGCCCCCUGCCGGGGUUUUCCUGUUGGACGGAUGAGUGCCGCUUGUCAAGAAGGACCUUUGGAUUUCAUUCGUUCGCUCAACAAACGUUUAUGGGACUGCUGGUCUGAGUUUCCUUCUCCUGUGGGGCUUUCCUUUCCUUGGUCUUCCAUGUGGCCCCCACUCCUCCCCUCGGGGCUCUGCUGUUUGAGAGAAAUACACCCGUGGGAGCUGGGGCUCCUUCCCAGGAGAGACUUGGGCUCACUUUGGUUUGUUUCCAGGGUGGGGCUGUUUUAGAGAUUCCUCCCCACCCCCCCGCCCAGGCCUCCCUCUCCUGGCCUUGCUUGGAUCUUGGCUGCCAGUGGCUCAGCGCGGGUGGGGUGGGCGUGGCCAGGGGUACCCCAUAGGGGCCCUGACCCUGUGGCUUCGUUCCCCCCUCUCCUGCCCUGCUGCCCACGAGGGCCCCUGGACUAGCUGGGCCUAUAGGACCGAGGUGCAUGGGCGGGCAGCCUGUGUGGAGACGCGGCUGUUGGCGGAAGGCUGGGUGUCCCCACUCCGCUCACCUGUUCGGUCGUAAUAAAAAGAAUUCGCUCA
Molecule: messenger RNA, 1517 nt
Organism: Callorhinus ursinus (northern fur seal)
Lineage: Eukaryota; Metazoa; Chordata; Mammalia; Carnivora; Otariidae
Source: RefSeq, a predicted model, not a curated record